Molecule: messenger RNA, 1278 nt
Organism: Fibroporia radiculosa
Lineage: Eukaryota; Fungi; Basidiomycota; Agaricomycetes; Polyporales; Fibroporiaceae
Exons: 5
Coding region: 1-1278 (425 amino acids)
Biological process (GO): regulation of endocytosis; regulation of ARF protein signal transduction
Cellular component (GO): Golgi membrane
Molecular function (GO): GTPase activator activity
Source: RefSeq, a predicted model, not a curated record
AUGGACCAGGCCGUCGCCCGCAGGACCCUCCAAGAGCUCAUCAAACGCGAAGACCUCGACAACAAGAAAUGCAUCGACUGCUCAAACCCAAACCCCCAGUGGGCUUCCCUUAGCUUCGCAGUCUUCCUUUGCUUGCAGUGUGCUGGCGUACACAGAGGAUUCGGUGUCCAUGUCAGGUCCGUGUCCAUGGACACAUGGCAUGAAGAACAGAUCAGGCGCAUGCAGCUCGGAGGGAACACACCGUUCCGUGAGUUCAUGAAUGCAUAUCCCGCCGAAGGUGGCUACAAGCUCGGUAUGAACCCGUACGACUCAUACCACUCCUGGGCAGCAACACAGUACCGCGAAAAGCUUGACGCUGAUCUUGCCGGCAAGCCAUGGUCGCCUUCCUCCCCCGCGCUCGCUUCGACUCCCGGCGGUAAUAUACAGAGCCCUCCAGGGCGACCCUCGUCCGCGCAGGGCCUUCGAAAGUCGCGCGCAUCUACACGCAGCAGCAUGGCCCGCCCAGCUCGCAGCGACUCCGCGUCCCCCGCAUCCUUCAGCAGUCGCAACUCACCCACACCUACCAGCCCUGUCAGCUCCACUCCCUUCCAGGACCAGAAAGCUGCAAACGAAUCCUUCUUCGCCACCCUUGGCGAGGCGAAUGCUGUGCGGCCAGACAACCUGCCCCCCUCCCAGGGCGGCCGCUACCAGGGCUUCGGCAGCACGCCCUCCCCACAGCCGGGGCAGCAGCACCCGGCGUACGGUCUCUCUUCACGUGCGGCGCCGUCACUCUCCGAACUACAGGAAAAUCCUGGUGCAGCGCUGAGCAAGGGCUGGUCGUUGUUUUCUGCGGCGGUCGCUGGCGCGUCGCGUGCGGUCACGGAGAACGUCAUCCAACCAGGCAUGGAGAGGGUCAUGGAUCCGACCUUCCAGGCGAGCGUGCGCGGAUAUGUCUCAGAGGCGAGCAAGCGCGCGAGCGAUGCGGGACGAACUGCGAACAUGUGGGGGAAGGAUAGGUUUGGCGUAGAUGUUGCAGGGCAGGUGGGUGGAGUAGCGGGGGUGGUGAAGGAUAAGGUGACGGGCGGCCCAGCGAGGAAAGGGUACAGUUCGGUGGCGCAGGGUGGGUACGCGGGCGAGACGUCUGCGCUUUACCAAGACAAUGAGGACGAUGAGGAGUUUUUCGAUAGCUUUAGUGAGAGUACGGGUCACUCUACGAGCUUUGCGUCCGAGAGCCGCUCUACUGGGAACGCCACGGCGGCAAAGAAGCAAGACGACUGGGACGAGUGGAAGGACUUUUAG